Ceratina calcarata is the source of this 1065-nucleotide messenger RNA. Its product is annotated as cadherin-99C-like. NCBI's taxonomy places the organism in Eukaryota, Metazoa, Arthropoda, Insecta, Hymenoptera, Apidae. Bases 598 to 1065 code for a protein of 155 amino acids. Gene Ontology annotation, biological process: calcium-dependent cell-cell adhesion; cell-cell junction assembly; cell morphogenesis. The record is from RefSeq and is a predicted model, not a curated record. The transcript has 6 exons. Gene Ontology annotation, cellular component: plasma membrane; catenin complex; adherens junction. Gene Ontology annotation, molecular function: cadherin binding; beta-catenin binding; calcium ion binding.
ACCUACCUGCCGGUCGAGAGCUCAGUCGGUGUCCGCCAGGUUGAAAAUCCGUGACUUCUCCUGCUCGUUUUGCGCGUGGCUCCUUACCGUGUCGCCGAAACGGCGCGAAAAAAGUUAAAAACGAAAACAUGCAACGCGGCGAGGCCCGCGUCGUCGACGUAUAAUUUUAAAUCGGCGCCCGGCCGAGCAGCGCGGUCACCGCUCGAAUCGGUGAGGACCGAUCGCGUUUUUCUCGAGUCCCGAGGGAAAAAAAGACGCGCUCGCGAUCCGCGUUUUUCACGCGGGAACUUGAUAACGGUGCGUGAGAGUGCGCGGUACGAUAUAUACACACGCGCGCGAUCCCACGCGUGUCGCGUACGGAGGACGUGUGUGUGCUAGUACAUGUGUGUGAUCUGUGUUUUGACUGUGGCACCGGUUUCGACGCCGAGUCUAUUUGCAUACGUGAAUCCCGGAUUGUGACAAAUUCGGCCAACGCAGUUCAUUGUUACCGGCCACCUUGUGCAUAGACAUGCUCGGAUUGGAGAACAGUAGAUAGUGGCACUGGGUGAUACACCGACGCAUACGAUACACGCAGGAACAGACAGCCGCAGAAUAGUCAUGGCGAGGACGACAGUCGCGUGGAUCUGCUGGUCGCUGUGCGUUUCUUUAUGCCUUCGCGAGGUCGCUUCGAAAACUGGCUUGUGCGAGGUAGAGUCGGGCCAGUCCAACAUCAUUCUUGAUAUCGAAGAAAGCAGAGGAGACGCGAUCGAUCAGAAGACCGUGCCUGAGGAACUUCCGGUAUCUGGCGAUCCGCAGAACGAGACCACGCUGGAGCUGAUCUUUCCCGGAAGGCAGCCCCGUUUCAAACUGAACGGCAAGAAGCUGCAGUUGCUCGAGCCACUGGACAGGGACGAUGAAAAUCUCUCGCACGUUGUUUUCCAGUUAAGCUGCACAGUGAAGCAGACUAACAAGAAACGCACGAUACCAGUGAUAGUGCGGGUGUCCGACAUAAACGAUAAUGCACCGAAAUUCAUUAACACGCCGUACGAGACUACGGUGCCAGAGGAUGUCAUUAUGACCAAGUAA